Acaulospora morrowiae is the source of this 721-nucleotide messenger RNA. NCBI's taxonomy places the organism in Eukaryota, Fungi, Glomeromycota, Glomeromycetes, Diversisporales, Acaulosporaceae. The record is from the annotation of a GenBank genome assembly.
UUACACAGGAAAAUUUUACCUACUCGUCGCGUCGCAUGUUAAAUGUGACUAUCUCCUCAAUUGUGGAAUUUUUCUUAAAACGAAAUCCAUCAUUGUUCCCAAGUAAAUAUAUUGCAAAACAUUCUUCUCGAACAAUGAAUAUUGCUGAAAGAGUCAAAGAAAGAAGAACUCAAUCAAAUACAGAUUCCCUAGUAUUCACGGACAACAAAAAAAGCAAAGGAAAUUUAACCAGUAGAUUUUUACGAUGUAGAAAUGAGACUGAUGACUCUGACUCUGAAGAGAAUUUUGAGGAAUCAUUGAGAAGGUUCCCGCCAGUUAUUGAUGAUAUAGAAUCGGGUAGCGAUGAAAUACCAGCAGUCUAUGUGCUCGUUCCUUCACGACCAAGGACUAACUACGUACGGUCAAAGUCGUUAUCUCCAAAGCGCCCAAGGACUUACUCCGUACAGUCACAGUCGUCAUCCCCAAAACUUUCAAGGGCCAAAUCCGUACGGUCACUGCCGUCCUCUUCAAAUCUACAAGGAAAGCUAUUGUCGACGUCUAACUCUUUAGACGAGCCAGGAGUAUACGAACGAUACUUUGAGGAAAAUGCAAACCCCUCAUCUACUUCGGGCAAUACACUCUCUGAUCCCAAUAUGUUAAAUAAAGUUGAAUAUUUUGAUGUCAUGAGUAACAUUCCUGUUAAGCACAAAAGAGAAAUUGAAUCACUUCAUCAGAGACACAA